Molecule: messenger RNA, 716 nt
Organism: Canis lupus familiaris (dog)
Lineage: Eukaryota; Metazoa; Chordata; Mammalia; Carnivora; Canidae
Product: 60S ribosomal protein L34-like
Exons: 3
Biological process (GO): translation
Cellular component (GO): ribosome
Molecular function (GO): structural constituent of ribosome
Source: RefSeq, a predicted model, not a curated record
AUGUCUGCAAGACUGCCUUCCAUUCCUUACCUCUGUGAUCUGCUUCUAGUGUCUGAAUGUGGAGAAUCAGCAAAGCAAGGCACAGUCCCAAGUAGUGGCUACUUUGAGACUACAGUAGCCCUGGUUGAGGGCAGAGCCUAUGACAUGAGGUCCAGCCUGGUUAAUGACUGCCCUCAAGGGCAGUCCCUGGUGUGCAUGUGCAUGUGUGUAUGCCAGCAAGGGCUGCGAAUCCUUGAAUGGUGUGCCCAUGGAGGGGAGGAUCAGAGGCGACACUGUCACCGUCCUAACACUUCGAAGAAUGGCAUCAGGGACGGCGUCCGUAGGAGUUUGACAUACCAUCAUAAGCUGCCCUACAAUACAGCCUCUAACAAAACUAGGCUGUCCCGAACCCCUGGCAAUAGAAUCGUUUACCUUUAUACCAAGAAUGUUGGGAAAGCGCCAAAGUCUGCAUGUGGCAUGUGCCCUGGCCGACUUUGAGGAGUUCGUGCUGUGAGACCUAAAGUCCUUAUGAGAUUGUCUCAAACGAAAAAACACGUCAGCAGGGCCUACGGUGGUUCCAUGUGUGCUAAGUGUGUUCGUGACAGGAUCAAGCGUGCUUUCCUUAUUGAGGAGCAGAAAAUCGUUGUGAAAGUGUUGAAGGCUCAAGGACAGAGUCAGAAAGCUAAAUAAAAAAAAAAUGAGGAUUUUUUUUGAGUAAUAAAAAUCAAAGAGCUUGA